This is a messenger RNA of Lolium perenne, 2544 nucleotides long. The record is from RefSeq and is a predicted model, not a curated record. Lineage: Eukaryota; Viridiplantae; Streptophyta; Magnoliopsida; Poales; Poaceae.
GCCCCGGUCCAUAUUUUCUUAGGUGAAUAAUUGCGUAGGUUAAGCAAUACCAUGAGCACCUGUAAAAACCAAUAAAAAAUGUGUCCAUUUUUUGAUCUGUAAAGAGAAGGUUAACAACCAUGUGAAACCAUACCAUGAAGUUGAUACCAUUAUUUACCUCCCUCUUUUUUUUUGCAACAACAUAUAGAUGGUCAUAUUUAGAAUAACAUGUAUUGGUGUUUUAUUAAUAUUUUUUUCCGAAAACUCGUAUGGGACUCACACAAUGUGGUACACAACAUGGUAUACUGCAACUACCGAAAUCAUUGAUACACAAUCAAUCCAUUCUUCUGUACAAGUCCUGAAAUUCCAAUUCGUAACUCUAGGAUCAAAACACCAGGAUUAACUUUUUUUGUUUACAUCUUGAUUUGAUUUUCAGCUACAAAAGAUGACAAAAUCUGAUAAAUUUAGAGAUUUGGAAAUAUGCGCACUCAGAUGCACACGUUAGUCAUUUUUGUGUAGCUCAUAUCAGAAUAGGAAGUAUUGAAAUCGAAAAUAUCAAAAGGACCUGGGUGCGCGCGCACCCAGACCCAGUUAUAAAAAAUUCAAAGUAAUGUUAUUUUAAAGUUUUAGAAAAAUUUGAAAAAUGCACGCAUGUAUAUAUUAAAUAUGAUUAUACGUAACCUACACAAAAAUGAGAAAAUAGAAGUUUCUAUUUCUGUGAAUAGUAUAAAUCCAAACAUUAUAGUGUCAUUUGGACAUUUUGUGGACAGGGGAGUAAUGAACCUAGUUGUUCAUAGUGCUCACGGUGCUUUAUUCUUGAACUCGAUUGAUUGCUCGGCUGUCAAAAAAGAUGGCAGAUAUAUCUUUGAGCUUGUUGAUCAGUGCAUUGAAGAUAUAGGGGCUGAAAAGGUUAUACAAGUGGUGACUGACAAUGCUAGUGUCAAUAUAGCAGCAGCAAAUCUAUUAAAAGCAAAGAGACCCUCCAUAUUUUGGAAUGGAUGUGCAGCCCACACAAUUGAUCUCAUGUUGGAGGACAUAGGGAAUCUUCCAGAGGUUGACAAAACAAUUACCCAAGCAAGGCUAGUGACUGUGUUCUUGUAUGCUCAUAUAAGGGUGUUGGCUUUGAUGAGGAGUGUCCUUAAGAAAGACCUUGUGCGCUCGGGUGUUACAAGGUUUGCCACAGCUUAUCUCAAUCUAAAAAGCUUGCAAGAUAACAAGAAUGGGCUGCAAAAACUAUUCAGAUCAGAUGAGCUACAUGAGAUGGGCUACUUAAAGAAGGACAAAGGGGACAAAGCUAACAAAGUGGUGAAAUCUGAAGCCUUCUGGAAACAUGUUGAUAUUUCUGUCGAUUUCUUUGAGCCAAUGGCCAAUGUGUUAAGAAGAAUGGAUAGUGAUGUGCCAGCAAUGGGAUUCUUCUAUGGUAGCAUGUUAGAUGCAAAACAAGAAAUUUUGUUGAGGUUCGACAAUGAUGAGAGCCGCUGCAAAUCUGUUUUGGAUAUCAUCGACAAACGUUGGGACAACAAGCUGAAGAAGCCUCUACAUUUGGCUGGUUACUUUUUGAACCCCUACUACUACUAUCCAAACAAGGUUCAGAUUGAAAAAGAAGGAAAAUUUAGAGCAGCCGUGAUCACGUGCAUUACGACAAUGAUUCAGGAAGAUGACGAACAAGAUGCGAUGAUUGAAGAACUCAAGACAUAUCGAGCUGGGAAGGAGUCUUUUGGAACUGACAUUGCCACAAGACAGAGGAAGAACAAAAACUUUGAUCCAGCAACAUGGUGGCUGAAUCAUGGAACAAGCUCACCAAACUUGAAGAAUUUGGCUGUAAAGAUUCUUAGUCUGACAUGCAGCUCAUCUGCUUGUGAGAGAAAUUUUUCAGCAUUUGAACAUGUCCAUACAAAGAAGCGCAGUAGGCUACUUAGUGAUAGGCUUAGAGACCUUGUCUUUGUCAAAGUCAACUCAAGGAUGAUUGAUAGGAGAGAGAACAAGAUAAGAGACCCCAUAGAGAAGAUAGUUGAGGAUGUUCUGGACGAUGAUGAGAACGAAUUCAUUACUGGGAUUGUCCCUGAAGCCAUUGUUCAAGUCGAACAAGAACAACGUGAUAUUGAAAAUCAGCAACCAGAAGCAUCGACGUCGCAAGCCCACCGAAAGAGACAUGCACACAUUAGGAAGAAGAGGAAGAAGAGCAUCCAUUCUUUGCUUAAUUCUGUCCAAGAAGACGCUGUACUUUCUGAUUCUACCAAUUCUUCAUCAUCGGAAUCAGAAGGUAAUCAUGACGACAAGCUCUCUGAUGCUUCAGAUGACUCGGAGUGAUCGCAGGCAUGUCUUGUUGGUUAUGUAAAGUUGCUAUUGCUUGCUGUGAACUUGCUGUAGCUCUGUUGUUGCUACGUAAUUUGUGGACAAAACUAGGUCCUUAAAUUUCUGUUGCUACAUGCUACUUGCUUUUGUUGGUUAUGUAAUAUUGGACAGAACUAUGUCUUAAAUUGUUGCUACUUGUAAUGUUAUAAUAUGUAGACAGAACUACGUCUUAUUUCUUUGUGCCUCUUAUGUAAUUGUGUUAAUAUGCUA